AUGCGAGUCUUUCCAGUUUCUGUUGACCCCAAAGGCAAAACACUGAUUGCCGGUUUUAGUGAUGGCCUCAUCCGACUGAUCCUUUUCUCGGAGAAUCCAGAGUCCGACCCCACGCGGAAGGCGAAACAGCCCGCUUUGCUUGCGCUGGCGCAGGCCAUCAAGCCACACUCUAAGCCAAUCAGCAGCAUGGCCUACGAUGAACAGGGAGAGCUUUUUGCCACAGCGGUAGGUUGGCACCCAAAGCCACCAAUUUUCCCUCUAUUCACCAGCCUGGAGGCUUCCGAUCAGAAUCCCGGCACUGGUACAGUGUCUGCAUUUUGUUAA
Messenger RNA from Protopolystoma xenopodis, 324 nucleotides. The record is from the annotation of a GenBank genome assembly. Lineage: Eukaryota; Metazoa; Platyhelminthes; Monogenea; Polystomatidea; Polystomatidae.